Colletes gigas is the source of this 8256-nucleotide messenger RNA. It is a transcript of the gene rdgA, whose product is annotated as eye-specific diacylglycerol kinase. The record is from RefSeq and is a predicted model, not a curated record. Bases 2158 to 6150 code for a protein of 1330 amino acids. Gene Ontology annotation, biological process: diacylglycerol metabolic process; intracellular signal transduction; lipid phosphorylation. The transcript has 11 exons. Gene Ontology annotation, molecular function: ATP-dependent diacylglycerol kinase activity; protein binding. NCBI's taxonomy places the organism in Eukaryota, Metazoa, Arthropoda, Insecta, Hymenoptera, Colletidae.
GGAAUCGCGGGUCGGCUUCGAGAUUGAGAAACGCCGCGAUACGGUCCGCGUGCACGCUUCGCGAGUACCGGGGCCGUUGAUCAGCGAUCGUUCCCUCCGAUCGACGAUAUUUCCGCGUAGUCUGUUUCGAACUCGAAACUCGCGAAAUCUCUAAAUCGAGUUUAAUCCCGACAGCCUUACCGGAAGUCGGAAACGUUAUAAUGCAUCGCGACGCUCGUGGGAAGUUCAGUGGCACGCGGUUGGGGAAUUGAAUCGGGAGAAGCGAUCGAGCCGGCAUCCGUGGAACCUCGACGCCAGUGAUAUGGAGAUUACCUGAGUCGACGCGAGCCUCGUCGUCGGAAUUUUAUGGGAUUUCAAUCGUCGGGAUUACCGCGCGUCGCUCAGAAAUUAAGUUACGGGGCUGGAAAGCCUGCCGAUCGAUGCUGCUAGUCGCUCGAGAGGAGAGAGUCUCAACGCGCGAGAGAGGAAGGCGAACCUAGAGAAAGUGAAGCGAAAACCGAAGUAGGUGUUUGACGACCUCACGUGCGUCGAGGUUCGCCGAGGUCGUCGACGGUAUCUUGUGGACGGUGACGCGUGACCUUCGACUAUGGUUCACGCGUCGGCGACCGAUGCGCUCGAUGCCGGUCUAUCAACCCUCGAAGACUCGAACGGGACCGCGGACUCAUUAAAGAAGGUUAAAGGAAUCGAUAAAUCGCGAGACGAUUCGCGUUAGGAACGUUUGGCGAGUUGCAUUAGGGAUUUCGAGGACGACUCGAUCUCCUGCCGGCUAAUUGGCUUCGCUUAUCUUUCGUAAGUGCCGCGGUGAGAGCCGUUUAACAAGGCUAUUGGCGCGUUUCGCGUCUGCCCUUGUAUCAAAGGUUGAUUGGUCAGCCUGCACGUUCAAUUUGCUACGCGCAUUAAUCUCCGUGUAUUGGCUGCUGAAACCCUCGCACGAAAUGGAUAUGUUUCGAUCAUUAACGGGUACGACUCGAUCAGCGUUUCAGUGCUCGAAAUUCGGAAGACGGUUUGCCUUCAAAGACGUCGAAGAGGAAUAAUCAGCGUACCUUUGUGCCAAUUUGUACACGGUUGAUUCGAGCACCGAGAUAUAACAGACGUUUGAUUGUUCGUCUUUUGGAUGGUUAAACAUCGAUUAAACAAAUUGAUCUUCGUAAUAUCGGACCACGGCGCCUGUAUUUCGACUCUAUCCGCGUGUAAAUCUCGCUUACGCGUGUCCACGUGUUUAAACGUCUCGCAAGGUGAACGAUUAAGGAGACUAGCUGCGAAUAAAUUUCAUCUUCCUACGCGCUGGAGGCGGUGGGUUUAAUUCGAGAAAGUGUGAUCAUUGGGGGCGGUGAUGAGGAAAUUCCGUCGAGCAGGAAAAGGAGCGGAUCGAGGACGUCGUUUCCACGUGGCUAUGAUUGUGUCCCGGAUCGGAAUGUAAUUUUAGUCAAUAGAUUCCCGACACCGCCGAAGAGGGACCUCCACCCAAUACCUUGCGACUCGUGUCCGCGUGACGGUCUCGACAUUACAGGCAUUUAUCGAACCACGUAAACAAAGUUAAAGCGAUUUCGAUAACUUCGGAUAUUGGAGACAAAGAAUCGCGAGCCGCGCCAAUCAUGCCUCGGUCGCGUCAGACACCCUUAACGAGAACCAAACGUCCUCGUACUUGAGCGAAGUAUCAUUUUACCACGACCAGGGUAGUCGAUCGUUUUUAAUUACCUUUAAGCAGUAGACAAUCACCGAUGUCCGUCGUCUUGAGAACCUAACGACGGACCAAAUGUAUCAUGCAAUCCCUGAUUCUGCUCUAAGCGAUCGGAAAGUCGAUACGUGGACAUCGAGGACGUGAGAAGAAGGAUUCGUUCAGCGUUCUGGCUCGAUUUCUGCAGCGGUAGGAACGAGAACGAGCCGAGUCGAGGUCACUUAUGAUGGGCUGCAGAUCGGCAGCUAAGUCGAAGGCGGAGGAAGGGUGCGGUCGCGGGCAGCUCGAGGCGGCUUCCUCGUCACCGAGGUGUACCGAGGUCAUCGAGCUUCCCAGCGAGACGACGAUCGUUCAGAAGCGGGAGGACCGCGGUUCGAUCAGCGCCGGUGAAACGGACGAGGAAGAGGAAGACGAAGAGCAGCGGACGUGGUGGUUCGAGGAAAACGAAUCAGAGUCCAGCAGGUAGCUGCCAAGUGAGGAUGCAGAGGCUGCGCUCGACCUUCAAGAGGUCGCGCACCCCGACGGGAGCCGAGAUGAAGUCGCAAUCGAGCCUCGAGGUGCCGAAGCAGAUCAGGUCCGCCUCGUUCGACGAGAUCCAGCUGGAGGCUAAACGCCAGGACGACGUCAGGGACGCCAGGUCCACCAGGACCACCUCGUCCUCGUCGUCCUCCUGCUCGCCGGCCAGAUCGCAGGAUUCCUCGCGCGGGAGACGCGCGUCGACGCUGAGGGUGCCGCAGCUGCAGAGCGGUCAGCGUUCGAAGAGCUUCGAUGUCUGCGAGAGAAGCUAUGGCUCGUCCUCCAGCCAGCAGUCCCUCGGCGGCGUACGACGACCGGAAACGCCGACGAUACAGGUGCCCGGCUGCUACCACUGUGCCUGCGUCGAGGAGCACAAGAGCCUGUACUCGAGCAGGGAGGAAGACGAUCCCUCGUCGAGGGAGGACGAGGCGGCGGAGGACGCGAACGACACCUCGGACGACGAGGACUCCGAGUUGGAUCCGAAGAGCGAGGGCAGCCCGGAGAUCAGGGUCACGCUGAUGACGUUCAACGAGAAGGAUCUCGACGAUCGGGACGCGACGACGGACACGGCGCCACCCGCUGUUCCGGAAAUCGGUACGGAGGUUGCCCAGGAGAACGUCGAUACCAGAGACGUAAGGGGCGGCUUGUUUCCGGAGAGACAACGCAGAAGGUCGAUCGCCUCGCCGAAGCUCGCGCGACAGGAGGCUCUGACCUCGUAUCCCGUCGAGCUGCCCACGGUGGUCAGCUCGACGGAGGACGAGGAGAAACCGGAGGAGGAGGAGGACGACGACGACGAGGAGGACAACGUCGGCGCCAGCAAGUGCAAGUUCGUCGUCAGGGACAUAUUUCUGACGGUCCCGGAGCUGAAGAGGGACCGGGCCGCGUCCGUGGACUCCUGCUUUAACAGCAAAAACGGGAACGGCGAGGACGCGGACACCCUGACCGUGCCGCAGCAGAACAUACGCUCGAAGAGCGUCGAUAUCGUUCUGCCCACCGAGGCGCAGACGAGGUACACGGCUCUGCUGCCCGGCACCGAGGCUCGACCUACAAGAGGAGGGAGAGAAGAGGGCGGAACGAGUGGCGGCCACCGUGAACCUCGAUCGACGCCCGAUUGGGGUCCUGGUGCAAUUAAUGGAGAACAUCUUUGGGUACCAACGUCAGCUUCCGGUGAUUUCUGCUACGUCAACGACUGCUCGAAACACGGACCUCGAAUGAAAUGCGCCGCGUGUAGAGUGGUGGCCCACGCAGUGUGCGCGGUCAGUUUAAAUUUCGCCUGCAAAUCGAGUUUCCGGGACGUGGGCGUCCGACAGUAUCGCGAGCAGACGAACACGCUCCACCACUGGGUCCAUCGUCGAUCGCAGAAGGGAAAAUGCGGGAAUUGCGGCAAGUCGUUUCAAUCGAAGCUGAGCUUCACGUCGAAGGAGAUCGUCGCGGUGAGCUGCAGCUGGUGCAAGGUCGCCUACCACAACAAAGAGGCGUGCUUCAACGUGCAGAAGAUCGGUGAGAACUGCGAGCUGGGCGCCCACGCGUCCAUAAUCGUGCCACCCUCUUGGAUCGUGAAGCUGCCCAGAAAGGGUAGCUUCAAGAGCAGCCUGAGGAAAUCGCCGCGGAAAAAGAAGUCCGGCGAGGGCAGGAAGAAGUCGAAGGACAAGGACAAGGAGCAGGAAAAAGAUCAGGGGCUGUGGGUGGUGAAACCGAUACCGACCGCCACCGUGAAGCCGGUGUUGGUGUUCAUUAAUCCCAAAUCCGGCGGUAAUCAAGGAGCCAAGUUGUUACAGAAGUUCCAGUGGCUCUUGAACCCGAGGCAGGUCUUCGAUCUCACUCAGGGUGGACCUAAAAUGGGGCUGGAGUUGUUCAAGACAGUUCCUAAUCUUCGCGUUCUCGCCUGCGGGGGCGACGGUACCGUCGGUUGGGUGCUGUCGAUACUGGAUCAAAUCGGUGCAUCGCCGCCGCCAGCGGUCGGAGUGCUUCCACUUGGCACUGGAAACGAUUUGGCCCGAGCCUUGGGAUGGGGCGGCGGUUAUACGGACGAGCCAAUCGGGAAAAUCUUGUCGAAUAUCGGCGAGAGCGACACUACGCUGCUGGACAGGUGGCAGCUGGUCGUCGAGAGAAAUCCUGACGCUCAGGGCGAUGACGACAACGGCAAGGGCAAAGAGAAUCUGCCUCUGAACGUCGUUAAUAAUUACUUCUCCCUCGGCGUGGAUGCUUACAUCGCCCUCGAAUUUCACGAGGCCCGAGAGGCGCAUCCGGAGAGGUUCAACUCUCGACUGCGAAACAAGAUGUAUUACGGGCAGAUGGGCGGCAAGGAUCUCGUGCGACGGAAAUGGAAGGAUCUCUCGGAAUUUGUGACGCUGGAUUGCGACGGCCAGGACAUGACACCGAAAUUGAAGGAGCAUCGCGUUCACGCCAUAGUCUUCCUGAAUAUUGCCUCUUACGGUGGCGGAACGCAUCCAUGGGGCGCGACCAGUGGAACCAAGGAACCAUCGACAGACGAUGGUAUGAUCGAGGUGGUCGGUUUGACGACUUACCAGCUUCCGCUUCUUCAAGCGGGUGGGCACGGUACUUGCAUAGCUCAAUGUAGCGCGGCUAAGCUGGUUACCACGAGGACCAUUCCAAUGCAGGUUGACGGAGAAGCCUGUCGUCUGCUGCCAUCCAUCAUCGAGAUGAAACUGCUGAAUAAAGCGACGAUGUUGGCGAAACGAAGAAACGCCGGCAAGCCGCAGCAGGACGUCGUUCAGUUGGAGAGAUUGAAAUUGCCGGUGAUGAAGAUAAAGAUGUCCGACUACGAGAGGUAUCAUCACGAUAAGGAUAUGUUGAAAAAGUCGGCGACGACGUGGAUAUCGGAUCCCCUCGAUCUCGACGCCACCACGGAUCUCGAAUCGUUGAGGAAAAUACUGGCGAAGGAUCACAACAUGGACGCGUGUUGCUUCCUCGACUCUUGCACCGCGGAGCGGUUCUUCAGGAUCGAUCGGGCCCAAGAGCAGCUCCACUACGUCACCGACGUGGCUGUAGACGCGGUUUACGUCCUCGAGGAGACCGUGGCCAAUCAAUCAUUGGGCGAACCCGAAGAAACGAAGCUUUCUCCGAACCAGGAACCGAAAACGGCUCAGCCGUCGCCGAGCGAAGAACGACCAAAGACAAAUGCAGCCAUGACAGAAGAGCCGGCUAGAGACGAACCAGCCGAAAAAGCACCAGCUGAAGAAGAACCAGCUAAAGAAGAACCGAAUGCGCGACCGAAUCCGGUACCGGAGAGUACAGCGCCAAACGAUCAAGACUCCGCGAAGUCUCAGGGAUCGAUAAGCAAAAGUGCAACGAGUAGCGAACCAAAGAAUGCAAGGAACGGGGAGAAAGCGUCGGUUAACGCGAACAGAGUAGCUGAAGACCCUAUAAAGCAAAGUAGUUCCUCGAAAUCGAUCUCUGCGACGGUUGUCGGUCAAUCGCAACAUCAGGCACCACUUACCUUCAUUAGUCCACGUGAUAGGCUUUUCGGUCUGAGUUCUGAGGUCCACUCCUUUAGCACGGGAUUACUCGAGAAAACCAGCGACGGCAUCCUGAAAGCGGCGAAAAUCGGCGAUUUUCAGGCUCUUAAGGAUCUCCACUCCAAGGGAUACUCUCUCUUGUCUAUCGACGCCACUGGACAAACUGCUCUUCAUCUGGCCUCCAGGCAUGAUCACAGGGAUAUCGUCAGAUAUCUCAUUGCUUGCGCACCAUCGACCAUUCUCAACAUGAUUGACAACGAUAAAGGUCAGACCGCUUUGCAUAAAGCGGCUCAAUAUAAGCGUCGUUCCAUUUGCUGCAUGUUAGUAGCAGGCGGUGCUAGUUUAACCAUCGCGGAUCGACGCGGCCACACGCCUCGUGAUCUUGCACUGCAAGCGGAGGACCGCGACCUCGCAGCAUAUUUAUAUAGUCAAGAGCAGUUCCAGCUGACAACGGAAGAAAUGGAGAAUGCCCUUUGACCUCCGAUCGUAAUUGGCAGGGCCUGAGCCAACCCUAGGUGAAUCUGCCGUCGUUGGAAUCCGGAGGAACCCUAGUUCACGACGAUCCACCCCGAUCGUCGCGUAAACCGCGCGUAUUUUGACGACGAUCUCUCGCGUAAGUCGCAACGUGAUAAAUCGAUAUUCUUCUUCGAUAAUUUAGGUAAUGCGUAUUUUACCAGGUGCUCUCCAAAAAAGAAAAAAAAAAAAAGUGUCUUUUUUUUCUCAUCGAAACCUCGAGAUCACUUUCCACGAGCGUGUUAACGAUACAUUAUACAUACGUAGGUAAUUCCGCGCUACACGUACGUGUUAUAUACAAAGGUAGCGAUUUUUCGAUUACGAGUCUAUACAUACACGUGCACGUAUAUUUUUAAAUCGCAUGCCCAUAUACACCCGCGCAACGAGCAUACACGUAAACAAAUUAUACGCUCGUUUCUCGUCGACGACGGAACGACGCUCGCGUUUCGUUCGUAAAUGAAAGACAGAGAGAGAGAGAGAGAGAGAGUGAAAAGAACAAAGGAAAAAUGACAUUCGACAACACGAAGAUGGGGGGAGAACAAAUAAUAUCGGUAAGAGAUUUUUGCUCAUUCGCGAUCUUGCUCGCGACAGCGAGUUCAGAACCCGAAAGCGAUCCAGACCGAAUCAGUGAGAAACUAGGAUUAAAAGGGAAAGUUUGAUCGGAUUUUAAUCGUGAAUACUAUUAUUCGCAUCUUCGUUUGUAUAAUUUUUAUUUUAUAUUUUUCUACGUUCCAUUUCUAGCUUAUCUACCGACAGAGUGGCUUUACCGGUUUAUCUUUAGUCCGCGAUUUUUACAUUUUCCUCCGCGUCUAGUGAUAACGUAUAAUAUUUUCAGCGCGGAAAGAAAAUCGAACCUAAGUAGUAUUUCAGAGAGUUGGACAGAAUCUUCGCUUCUAUUCCAAUUAUUAUUACGAAAACUCGAUCGUUGACAUCGUUCUUGAAAACGAUAUUGUUAAAAUUUUUAUUCGACGUAACGAUUCGAGCGGGCUUCGAGUGCCACUGAUUUAUCGUACGCGAUUAUCGCGUUGAAUAUAGUAUAUAUAUAUCGAGAGAGAGAGAGAAAAAAUUCUAUCCGACUCUGCUGGGCGUCUAACGUGUAUGUAUUUCUAUCCUCCCGUUGAAUUCUCCUCGCUUGUUCUAGGAUAUCUCGUUGCAUCGGAUACAUAUCUUUUUCUAUAAGUGUCGCGUUACAUAUAUGAACAUAUAUUAUACAUAUACAUAUAUUUUCUACGUACGGUUAAUAAUGAAUAUAUUUAUUGUCUCUAAGAUGCAGAAGUUUCUUCACGAUACUGUUUUUCUUGUCCGUGAACGCUCGUCGAACUUCUUGACGCUGCUUGGACACGCAUACACAGACAAACAAAAAACACUUACACACGAAUAAAUACACGCAAGGAAGAGAAAACGAAACGCAAAAAGUAACCAGCCUUCCGAAAAGGAUUAUUAUUCAUCGUUCGACUCGAAGAUACGUUCGGAUCGACGCGUGGCCGAUCGAUCUCUAGCGCAUCAUUCUCGAUCGCUUUAAAUUUAAUCGACAUGUUUUCCAACGCCGUAAAUAGCAGGUCGCUGUUGAAAAGAACGCGGAAGUUUCGGGUUGCCAAAGCGCCGUGGAUCGUUUCGCCUAGCGUCGGAUCCAUCGAUGUACAACGCCACUCUAAGGACGACGGGAUCCAAGGUACCAAGCAGUUUCAUGUUCAUCGCGUAAGCACGUUAAACUCAUUUAGGCGUUAAUCGAUUGAGAUCGACGAGGACGAGAGAAUGAACAAAAAAAAAUAUUGAAAAAACAAAAAACACGAAUGCAGCGCGUUCGAAUGAAAGGAGCGAGAGAGUGUGAGAGGGAGAGCGAAACGUGAUAAAAGAGAAAGAGAAAAUUAUCUCACUCGGUACCAAAAUGAAAAAGGGGAUCAACGUACGAACACCAAUUAGCUCUUAAAGGACGGUCUAUCGUCGCCAUUAUGAUACUGUUAAUUACACUUAGACUACUCUAAUUUUACCGUCGAAUUAUAUAUUGUAUAAUGUAUGCAUAGUAUCCUUCUGAGUAUUCGUCCUGCGGGCAAGAGAAUUAUUCUGACA